AUGCUUAGCCGACGCGCAUUUUCCCGGGUAUUUCAGCAGCAUAAUGGGUUGUUCAAGAUUCAAGUGCGACGCCUAAGUCUUCUUGAGUACCAUUCGCACAAACUACUCAAAGAUUUCGACAUUCCGGUACCUCAGGGAUAUGUCGUCGGAAGUCCGGAGGAAGCUAGAGAAGUAGUCUCGAAGAUCAAUGCCCCAUCGGUUGUAAAGGCGCAGAUUCUUGCCGGUGGGCGGGGCAAAGGGAAGUACGAAAGUGAUGGCAAAGGAGGCGUUCGCAUUAUGAGUUCACCUAUCGAGGCGUUUGAAAAUGCCUCGAUGAUGAUCGGAUACUACCUCACAACAAAGCAAACCCCACCUGGCGGACUUCUCGUCAAAAAGUUAUACAUCUACAAAGCCGUGGAUGUUGCGCAAGAAUACUAUGUCGCACUUACAUUCGACCGCGACCGUGGCAUGCCUGUCCUUCUCAUCUCCAACGUUGGAGGAGUUGACAUUGAAUCUAAUGCAGAUAAACUAGAGCAUUACUGGUUUGAUAUGACGCACGGCAUCACAUCCGAGAUCACUGCAUAUGUUCAAGCGCAGCUCGGCUUUUCGGAUGCUGAAAUAGGUGUGAUAAGUCACAUCUUGCACCAAAUGGUCAAAUUAUUCAAAGAGAAGGAUGCCACACUCCUCGAGUUGAACCCAUUGGUCCGCACACCAGAGGGGCAUUUUGUUUGUCUGGAUGCGAAAUUCACGUUCGAUAAUUCGGCUCGAUUCCGACAACCGGAGAUCUUCAGCCUCGAGGAACGUUUGCCUGAUGAGGAAGAUGAGUACGAGGCAUCCCAGGCGGGCCUUUCCUAUGUCCGUCUGGAUGGUAACAUUGGAAACAUUGUGAAUGGAGCCGGCUUAGCAAUGGCAACAAAUGAUCUUGUCAGUUUGUUUGGUGGAAAAUGCGCGAAUUUCCUUGACGUCGGCGGAGGGGCGACCAAGGAGACUGUCUCAAAGGCGUUUGAGAUUUUGAACCGAGAUUCUCGAAUCAAGGGGAUUCUCGUAAACAUUUAUGGGGGGAUUGUUCGAUGCGAUAUGAUCGCCGAAUCUAUCAUCGCUGCUGCGACUGCAACCAAAGGAUUUAAAGUUCCUGUCGUGGUCCGCCUCCAGGGGACCAACUGCGACAAAGGUCUAGAUAUGAUUGAGAAAUCGGGGUUGAAGAAUCUGAUUGUGGAACCAGAUUUUGAGCUUGCAGCUGAAAAAAUUGUGACCGUGACUAGCAUGACGGUUUAG
Molecule: messenger RNA, 1254 nt
Organism: Penicillium subrubescens
Lineage: Eukaryota; Fungi; Ascomycota; Eurotiomycetes; Eurotiales; Aspergillaceae
Product: succinate--CoA ligase subunit beta
Exons: 7
Coding region: 1-1254 (417 amino acids)
Biological process (GO): succinyl-CoA metabolic process; tricarboxylic acid cycle
Cellular component (GO): succinate-CoA ligase complex; mitochondrion
Molecular function (GO): ATP binding; succinate-CoA ligase (ADP-forming) activity; metal ion binding
Source: RefSeq, a predicted model, not a curated record